AUGGGAGUUGCGGAGGCGGCGCCUGAUGCGCAGCAACACGCCGAAGAACUAAAGGACGCUGUCCGGCGCUGGAAAAGUAGAAAGUCCGUCCCGGCACCUAACAAUGGAUCAACCAAGACGACCCCCAAAGCGCCUCCGCCGACGCCCGUAGGCACCGCAGGCAAGACCGCCUCGGGUAAAGCCGAAACCAGAACCCAAGGCCUUCUCAGAACCUCUUCUCCGUCCUCUGUUCAGCCCCAGUCGGGUUCCGCCCAGUCAGGUUCCACCCAGUCGGGUUUUAUCGCUGACCAGACUGAGCAGCAACAACGAAUAGCGGAACAUAGAGCAAGUGCAAAGCCGCGACCGGCUACACGGGGCGCGGGGAAGGAGCCCCCGACCAAGCAGUCGCUACUGGCCGUGGCGGUGGAGAAUGUGGCCGCUCGCGCAACCGGGUCAGCCGGCAAGGAUUUCGCUGGUCCAAUGAGUUUCGAAACCAUCAUGAAACUAAAACGUGGGAAACGCUCCGAAAAUGCUGCCCAUGCUAGUGCGCCGGGCUCCGCCGAGCUCGGUGAAAUCGUCGAGUCCGAGGCGACGCCCAGUGAAGGCCGGGCGUCUCCCAUGAAUGAGGUUCCUUCCGAACCCCCCCAGACCGCUCUACCUCUGCCCAAGCCGACCCUGGCCAAGGCAGUUGUGACCAAGGCAGCUGUGACCAAGACUGCUGUGACCAAGACUGCUGUGACAAAGGCAGCUGUGACCAAGGCAGCUGUGACCAAGGCCGUUGUGACCAAGCCGGUCGUGCCCAAACCGGUCGUGCCCAAACCGGUCGUACCCAAACCGGUCGUGACCAAACCGGCUGCGGCCAAGGUGGCAGUUACCAAGGCGGCUGCCACUACAACUGACCCCGCUACAGCCAAGGCCACGGCGACUAACCCCGCUCCGGUCGAGUCCGUUGCCGCCAGACCGGGGCCCGCUUCCGCCACAAGAGCACCAACCAGCGAAGACCAGCCACAGCGGGUCGGAGUGCCUAGUGGCGAACCCGUCGCGAAAGCAAAGGCGAGCCCCGCACCGGUCUCUGCAAAUCCCUCCGUUACGAAAAACCCCGUCCCGCAGGGAGGGCUCUUUCAACAAGGAAGUCCGGUCCCACAGGGAGGUCCGGUCCCCCAGGGAGGUCCGGUCCUCCAGGGAGUUUCAGCCUCGCAGGGGCGUCUUGUUUCGCAGGGAGGUAUCUUACAGCAAAUGAGUCCGGUCCAACCCGUGGCCGCGAAGCAGGCGCCCAGUAUUCCACAGGACGUUGCCAAGGCAGCGCCUGUCCUUGGCCCGCCGGUAUCGCAGAGAGAAGUUUCGGUGCUGCUGGCGACCGGGGUCUCCGCGUCCGGACACGUCGCGGACCAAGCACCCUUGGUGGAGACGGCCGGGCCGCGGCAAGAGCCGCCGGCCACGGUUCAUGUGGCUACGGACGUCCGCAGGGCGAACAAGAAGCCCCCAGUGGUCGCGACCUGCGCGGCAACUGCCGUUCCCGGCCGUGUUCCGGACGUCGCGGCUCGUGGACGGUCAGAUACGACUCCGCGAGUGGCCACUCAGUCAGUGGUCAGUCAGCCGGAGUCCGUUCCGACCGCAGCACCUAUACCGGUGGAGGUGAUAGCGGCUCAGCCAAAGGCGACUCCGCCAGGUUUUGAGGUGGAGCCGCCUCAGCCCAAGCCGAUUCAACCGGAGGAGGCGGCGCCAGCGACUCGGCCGUCGGCGACAGCGACUCAGGCCGCGACUCAGCCGGCGGCGCUUCGGGCCGCGGCCAAAUCGUCCGCCCGGGCAGCGGAGUCGGAGGCGCGUCCACAGAAACGUGGAACGCCACUGGUCGUGGAGACGGCCGUAGUCGUGGCUCCGCGAAAGCGGCGCGCGGUUUCGCAAGAACAGUCGGAGGUGGUGGUUACGCCGCCACGUCCGUUGGCGCGAGAACAGAGACUGGAACUCGAACGUUGGCGUUCCGCCCUCGGCGCCUUGGAGGAUCCGCAGGACUUUGUCAACCACCUCGAAAAACAGGCCGUUGCGGAACUCAACGUUCUCUCCGCACCCGACCGCCAACUCGUCAUUGAGGCGCGAGACCGGCUCCUAGACGCCAUUCUCAAAACAACCACCCCGCCACCUUGA
This is a messenger RNA of Gregarina niphandrodes, 2124 nucleotides long. RefSeq lists its product as hypothetical. The record is from RefSeq and is a predicted model, not a curated record. Lineage: Eukaryota; Apicomplexa; Conoidasida; Eugregarinorida; Gregarinidae. The transcript has 2 exons. The coding region runs from base 1 to 2124 and encodes 707 amino acids.